Dentiscutata erythropus is the source of this 192-nucleotide messenger RNA. NCBI's taxonomy places the organism in Eukaryota, Fungi, Glomeromycota, Glomeromycetes, Diversisporales, Gigasporaceae. The record is from the annotation of a GenBank genome assembly.
AUGUGUCCAAAAGAAUGUCGGAAUACUUCAGAAUUGCAACAUGGGCCGAAAAAAAAAGAUGAUGAAACAAAAGGUUUUGCGCUCAAAUGGUGGUUGGAGAGGCCUACGACGAAUAUUUAUAUACAUUCUAGGUGGCUUGUUAUGUGUGUUGUGCGACCUUGUGUGAUUGGCAGACGUUUUGAUAGAAGCUAA